AUGGAGUUAAAAUGUGUGAGGGUGUGGUUGAUUUUGAUGUUGAUGUUUAUUUCAUCAAAAAGAUUGAGGGUUAAGGGUUGUUUGAAGCAAGAGAAAUCUGCUCUCUUGCAACUUAAACAUUUCUUCAAUAAUCCUUACUCAAUUCAAGAUUGGGUUGAGGGAGAUAAGGAUUCAUCAGAUUGUUGUCAAUGGAAAGGGAUUGAAUGCAACAAUACAACAGGUAGAGUGACAAGUCUUUAUCUGGACUAUGCAAGAAAUCAAGAAUUCGAAGAGUGGAACCUGAAUGUUUCUUUGUUUUCUCCCUUCCAAGAGCUGGAAAUACUUUAUUUAAGUGACAAUCUUAUAGUUGGUUGUGUUGACAAUGAAGGUUUUGAAAGAUUAUCACACUUGAGUAAUCUCAAGACUCUCUACCUCAAUUACAAUAUGUUUAAUGACAGCCGUAUUUUAUCAGCUUUGAGUGAACAUUCAUCUCUCAAGAAUUUAAGUUUAGCUUAUAAUCAUUUAAGAGAACUAAACCAUUUUAAUGUAUCACAGUUGACCAACUUGAAGUAUUUCAGUUUAAGCGGUAACACCUUCAACCAUAAUAUACUACCAUAUGUGUCUGUUUUUCCUUCAUUAAAAGAGUUACAUAUUGUUAACAUUGGAUUGAAAGGAACAUUUGAUUUUCAAGAUUUUCCCACUUUCAAGAACUUGAAAUUUUUGUACAUUUAUCAUACUCAUCUUGGGAUGUUCAAUGGAUCUUUUCUAAAGCAAGGAAUUUGUAAGUCACUUCAUCUUCAGAAGUUGGUCAUUGUAGACAGUGAUUUGGGUGGUAAUUUGUCUUGGUGCCUUACGAACUUGACCUCCCUUGAACUUGUUGAUAUCUCAUCAAAUCAAUUUACUAGAGACAUAUCCUUAUCUCCCCUUAAGGUGCUAACAUCCAUCCGAGACUUAUGGCUUUCAGACAAUCAAUUCCAAAUUCCAUUUUCCCUUGAACCAUUUUUUAACCACUCAAAACUCAAGAUCUUCCAUAGUGAGAAUAAUGAAAUUUAUGUAGGAAGCCAAUCACAAUAUUUGGCGCCAAAAUUUCAAUUAAAUUUCAUCAAAUUAUCGACCCAUAAUGGUCCAUUUUCAAAAAUGGUUGGUGAUUUUUUUCCCAAAUUCCUUUACAGUCAACAUGACUUAGAAGAAGUUGAUCUCUCCAACCUUAAUUUGAAGGGAAAUUUUCCAAUUUGGUUGUUAAACAACAACACCAACCUAAAAAAACUUUAUCUUGUUAACAAUUCUCUUUCAGGGCCUUUGCAAUUACCCAUUCAUUCUCAUAUAUUUUUGAAAGAAUUAGAUAUCUUCAUCAAUUCCUUCCAUGGGCAUAUUCCAACAAGAAGUGGAGCUUAUCUACCAAUGCUACAAACUUUAAACAUUUCUCGAAAUUUUUUAAAUGGUAGCAUUCCCUCAUCUUUUGGUGAUAUGAAAUCACUAGAAAGUUUGGACUUGUCCUAUAAUUCAUUGAUCGGACAGAUACCUUAUCAAAUGGUCAUGGGUUGUUUUUCAUUACAAUUCCUUGUAUUGUCAAACAACAGUCUGCAAGGUGAAAUAUUCCCAACAACUUUUAACCUGAAAAACUUGUUAAAGUUACAAUUGGAUGGCAAUAACUUCACUGGAAAAAUCCCAAAUAGCUUGUCUAAUUGCUCCUUAGAAUGGUUGUAUAUAAGUGAUAACCGUCUUGUUGGCACGUUACCAAGGUGGUUAGGAAAUAUGCCAAAUUUGAGAGAUAUUAUAAUGUCAAAUAAUCAUCUUGAAGGUUUAAUCCCAUUGGAGUUUUGUCAAUUAGAAAAUCUUGAAGUAUUAGACCUUUCAAAGAACAAUAUUAUAGGGAGUUUACCAUCUUGCUUUCCCCCUUCGUCAAUUAAACAAGUUCAUUUGUCAAGAAAUAAGUUGUAA
Messenger RNA from Mangifera indica (mango), 1920 nucleotides. Its product is annotated as receptor-like protein 15. NCBI's taxonomy places the organism in Eukaryota, Viridiplantae, Streptophyta, Magnoliopsida, Sapindales, Anacardiaceae. The record is from RefSeq and is a predicted model, not a curated record. Bases 1 to 1920 code for a protein of 639 amino acids. Gene Ontology annotation, molecular function: protein binding. The transcript is spliced from 5 exons.